Molecule: messenger RNA, 2184 nt
Organism: Cygnus olor (mute swan)
Lineage: Eukaryota; Metazoa; Chordata; Aves; Anseriformes; Anatidae
Gene: TRMT13
Product: tRNA methyltransferase 13 homolog
Exons: 12
Coding region: 1-1701 (566 amino acids)
Biological process (GO): tRNA methylation
Source: RefSeq, a predicted model, not a curated record
AUGGGUGAAAGAGAACACUACCGCCAAAAAUCUGCAACCCCUCGGCCGCCAUUUUGCGCUUUGACUUUGCCGCUCGGCGCCCGCGGAGGAGGAGCCUCAAAAUGGCGCCCGGGCAACGAGCGCAGGGGGCGCUGGGAGCGAGAUGGCGGCGCCGCAGCCGGAGCCGGGUCGGUGCGCGUACUUCGUGGCGAGGAAGAAGCGCUUCUGCAGGAUGGUCCCGGCUCUCGGGAAGCGCUUUUGCGGGGAGCACGGGCACCAGGAGGUACCGGGAAGGGCGGGCCCUGGGGGCUGCGGUGUCCCGGGGGGGGUCGGGGCGCAGAGGCAGCCGCUGCUGCCCGCCUGGGAUCCCCGCGGCACCAUGGCGAGCCUGGAGCCGCCGCCUCCGUCCGUGGUGGUCCCGCUGCAUGGACAGGGCCGUCCUUUGAACCUUGGCGUCCUACGGCCAUCAGCUCAGCGAAAGAAAACGACAGAAAAAGAAUUCCAUGUCCUCUUGAUCCAAAACACACUGUAUAUGAAGACCAGCUACAAAAACAUUUGAAAAAAUGCAAUUCAAGAGAGAAGCCAAAACCAGUCUACUUUGUUCAAGAUAUUAACGCAGGUUUUAAAGAUGUAGCAGAAAUACCAGAAAAACAAGUAACACUCUCUUCCCUAUCCAAAGAAGAGCUAGAGAAUUUAAUUAUCAAGUUGAAAAAAGCAAGUAAUGGUCUGGAACUUGACCUUAAGGAACAAAUACUGUCUCACAAGGCUUUACAUGAAGCCUUAAAUGACCCAAAGAAUGGGGAAUCUGCUUUUAAACAUUUGAAACAACAGGCUUCCAUUUUAGGUAACAUGGAAAAAUUACAUUUGCUUGGUCCAGGAAGAUGCUUUAUUGAAUUUGGAGCUGGGCGAGGAAAGCUGUCUCAUUGGGUUGAUGUUGCCUUACAGGAUGUUGAAGAUACUCAAUUUUUGCUUGUGGAAAGGGCAACUACAAGAUUCAAGGUGGAUGGAAAACAUAAAAAAAGAGAUUCUGUAUUUGAAAGGCUCCAAGUUGAUAUUCAGCACUUAUGUUUAAAUAAGGUACCUAGUUUAGAAAAGAAAAGACUACCCGUGGUAGGAAUUGGGAAACAUUUGUGUGGGGCUGCCACAGAUCUCGCUUUGAGAUGUUUGGUUGAAAGCUAUGCAACUUGCUGUGAAGGAGAAAAUGAAGAGCCUGCAGCAAAACGUCCUAAGAAUGAUAAGACGGAAGUGGCUGUUAAGAGUUCAGCUGAUAAUGAAAGGAACAAAGAUGACUUUAAGCCUGUAGCUGGAAUUGUUAUUGCACUAUGUUGCCAUCACAAAUGUGACUGGACACACUAUGUAGGCAGAGAGUUCUUCAAAUCAGUAGGACUUGGACCAGUAGAAUUUCAUUAUUUUCAGAGAAUGAGUAGCUGGGCCACUUGUGGCAUGCGAGAAACCAUAACCUCUACUAGUGAAGAUCACACUAACAACACAGAAGAACAUGACCAACCAUACAGCAAAACAGAGAGUGAUUUUGACACUCUGCAAGGGCUACCAGUUGAAGAGCGAAAGGAGAUUGGUGCCCUCUGUAAACUGCUGAUUGAUCAUGGACGGAUCAGAUAUUUACAACAACGAGGAUACAGGGCUACACUACACCAUUACACAGAGUCUGCUAUAUCCUUGGAGAACGUCCUGUUGACAGCUGUCCCAGAGCCAACUAUAUGACAGGACAGACAUUUGGAAUUGGUAGAAGACAAACUAAAAUCUAUCUAGAUCACUUAGAAAGAUGAUUUAGUGCUUACAAAAAAAAACUGUUUUAGUCUUUCCUCUACUCAGGAAACGGUUUUACAGUUCCCAGUUUCACUUGGAAUUACAAGUACACAAACCAGUUCUCAUUACUGGAAAAAAAAUCCCUAAGAAUACUUGAAACUGGUUGUAGGUCUCAUUGUUAGGAAGAAGUAUAUUCAGUAUUCUCUUCUACUCAGUUACAUUCUUUAAUCAUUAGCAGUUAUGAUAGAAGAAGGACCAGAAGUGCAACUCUCCAAAUUUCCUGAAAGACAAUAGGUUAAAAUAAGAGAAAUGAACAUAGUUUAUUUUCAGUUUGAAGUUCAGGAUAGCUUUGUAUUUUAAGUAGGCCAAAGUACUUGUUUCAUCAGCUCAUGCUGAUAAUGGAAUUCAUUAAGGAAUAAAAUUCAUUUUUAAACUGUC